Messenger RNA from Alnus glutinosa, 2463 nucleotides. RefSeq names its product protein KINASE OF THE OUTER CHLOROPLAST MEMBRANE 1. Gene Ontology annotation, molecular function: protein kinase activity; ATP binding. The transcript is spliced from 6 exons. The record is from RefSeq and is a predicted model, not a curated record. Bases 366 to 2264 code for a protein of 632 amino acids. Gene Ontology annotation, biological process: protein phosphorylation. NCBI's taxonomy places the organism in Eukaryota, Viridiplantae, Streptophyta, Magnoliopsida, Fagales, Betulaceae.
AAGCCCCGAGGCCAAAAGGGGUUCCUUUCCUUUCAGUUUUUCUAGUCUUGAUUCAUUGAUUCAGCUCCUUGCAGUGUGUGUAUGUGUUUUUGUUUAUAUAGCUGUCUUUUUCCUUCGCACCAAAAUAAAAAUCUCUCUCCCAAACUCUCUCUUCUCCCUUUGGGAUUCCAGUCCCAAAAGCUCUCUCUCUCUCUCACUUUUCCCUCUCGCUGUUGAUUUUCCUUCUUAAUUCGUCGACACCUCAGUUUCUAAAUAAGGAAAAGGGUGUAGUUAACUUUAAGAUUCUCUACUUUUCCUUCGUUUUCUCGGCAGCCGAACGUAGGCCUGGGAAUUAUUUGUAUUUUAUGCUGCUCUCAGCUUAGUGGAUGAUUGAGGGAAUGGCUAAACAAAUUGUUCCCACACAACCGGGUGCUUCUUUUGAGUACGAGCUUCUUGAAGAUGAUCCCGAACACCUUAUAACCGUGGUGGCCUCCUCAAGCCAGAGAAGUCCAUGGAUUGAACCUUCGAAAUUGAAACUUAGACACAGAAUCGGGAGGGGCCCUUUUGGGGAUGUUUGGUUAGCAACUCAUCAUCAGUCGACCGAAGACUAUGAUGAGUUUCAUGAAGUGGCUGUCAAGAUGUUACAGCCGAUCAAAGAGGAGCACACGAGGGCUUUGUUGGAUAAGUUUGAGGAUUUGUUUUCCAAGUGUCAAGGUGUAGGAGGUGUUUGUUGGCUACAUGGGGUUUCAAUUAUAAGUGGAAAGAUAUGCAUCGUUAUGAAAUUCUACGAGGGAUCGGUUGGUGACAAAAUGGCUUGCCUUCGAGGAGGGAAUCAUUCAUUGCCUGAUGUUUUGAGAUAUGGUAUUGAUUUGGCUCAGGGAAUUCUGGAACUGCACUCAAAAGGGAUUUUAGUGCUUAACCUUAAACCUUCUAAUGUGCUUCUUAAUGCAAAUGAUCAAGCAAUUCUAGGAGAUUUUGGUAUCCCUUAUCUACUUCUUGGUAUCCCAUUCCCACGCUCAGAUAUGGCUCGCAGGCUUGGAACACCAAACUAUAUGUCUCCAGAGCAAUGGCAACCAGAAGUGAGAGGUCCAAUAUCCUUGGAGACCGAUUCAUGGGGAUUCGGGUGCUGCAUUGUUGAGAUGUUGACUGGUGUUCAGCCUUGGCGCAGGAGAUCUGUAGAUGAAAUUUAUCAUUCAGUCGUCAGAAAGCAAGAAAAGCCAUGUAUCCCUGAUGGCCUUCCUCUACUACUUGAGAAUGUUCUAAUUGGUUGCUUUGAGUAUGACUUGAGGAGUCGUCCUUUGAUGACAGACAUAUUGCAUGUGUUUCAAAGCUUGAAGAAUACCAUCAACAAUGAGGGAGGCUGGACAGGUCUUGGAAGUUGUUCAAUCUUGGAAAAAUCAAGUAACACUGGUUACACACACUGGUUCCUUGCAAAGGAUCAUCUGCAAGUGGGUGACACGGUGCGCUCCAGAAAGCCACCAAACUCGUGCAAACCUGAAAACAUGGAAGUCCCAGAAGGAACAGUUGUGGGUUUAGAACGCGACAAAGAUAGAGAUAGAGAUGGUUUUGUUUUGGUGAGGGUCCAUGGCAUCCAUGACCCAUUAAGGGUUCAUGUCUCAACUCUGGAGCGGGUCACAAUUGGCUUGGCAGCUGGUGAUUGGGUACGCUUGAAGGAAGAAGACAAGAAGCACUCACCAGUGGGUAUUAUUCAUUCCAUCAAUCGUGAUGGAACUGUGGCUGUUGGAUUUAUAGGGAUGGAAACUCUUUGGAAGGGAAGCUCUUCUGUGUUCCAGAUGGCAGAAUCUUACUGUGUGGGCCAGUUUGUUAGACUGAAAGCCAAUGUUCUGAGCUCUCGAUUUGAGUGGCCUCGUAAAAGGGGUGGUGCUUGGGCUACAGGGAGGAUUCGGUGGAUCCUACCGAAUGGGUGCCUUAUUGUCAAGUUCCCAGGGAUUUUGACUUUUGGAGAUGAAUGGACCACCUACUUGGCUGAUCCAGCUGAAGUAGAAGUGGUUACAUUUAACACUUGCCCAGGGAUGGUAAACAAGUAUCAGCACCUUGAGGAUUUUCACUGGGCAGUGAGACCACUUCUGAUUACACUGGGCCUAUUUACAGCCAUGAGGCUAGGCAUCUUUGUUGGAACGAAAAUGGGGAUUUCGAAAGCGAAGAAGCGACAGGCCAGUGCUAUACAAGCUGACAGUGAACACAUGGAUAGCCAAAAUGCUGGCAAUCCUGCAUGGAUCCCUCCAAAAGUGGCAAAUAUGCUUUUUGUUAGUAAAGCUAGUUAACUUUGCUAAAGCUCAUACAAACUCGCGUAGCUGGUAUUUUAGCUAGUUCUGGGCAUUUUACUGACUCUUGGCUGAAGUGUAAUAGGAACUAAAAUAUUCCUGCCAAAUGUUUAUUUAUAGCUUCAGCGCAAACUGGCUGUUCAUAAAUUGUAAAGAUGCACUUUUAUGCUAAUCGAGUAAUAUGCUGUAAUUAUUGUUA